AUGAAUUAAGAAGCCGAUCCUGAAUUUACAUUCUCAGGAGUAAUUAAUAAGGAAAGCAAAAAAAUUUACGAUGGUCUAAUGAAAAUAAAGCGUAAUGAUGUUUUGUAUUUAUUUUAAUUUAUAGCCUUUUUAUAUCUGCGUAACUAAUAAGAUAGAUUUUCUUUCAAUNUGACUCCUUAAUUGAAGAUUAAUUAAAGCCUCAAUUUACUGAGAGGGAUAAAAUAAAAUAAUUAGUAAAUAAAAUGA
Paramecium sonneborni is the source of this 246-nucleotide messenger RNA. Lineage: Eukaryota; Ciliophora; Oligohymenophorea; Peniculida; Parameciidae. The record is from the annotation of a GenBank genome assembly.